Brettanomyces bruxellensis is the source of this 2304-nucleotide messenger RNA. RefSeq lists its product as uncharacterized. NCBI's taxonomy places the organism in Eukaryota, Fungi, Ascomycota, Pichiomycetes, Pichiales, Pichiaceae. Bases 1 to 2304 code for a protein of 767 amino acids. The transcript has a single exon. The record is from RefSeq and is a predicted model, not a curated record. Gene Ontology annotation, cellular component: nucleus; Slx1-Slx4 complex. Gene Ontology annotation, biological process: DNA repair; DNA replication.
AUGUGUGAAGAUGAAGAAAGUCAUGAUGCUGGGAAAAUUUCACAGUCAUUUGCCUUUGGUACACAGGCACAAGCAGCUUUAGAAGAAUGGUCUAUUGAGGAUGAGAGAAAAGAAAAAAUAUCCUCAUUACGCAAAAAGUUUUCUUUUCAUCACAAAAAACCUGUUACAACGAGUGUAUCAACUGGGAUUGGGUCGAAACGUAAAAGAUUGUCGGAUGAUUUAGAAAAGGGAGUACCUAACAAAAAGCAGAAAGGCUCAAAGCGCACAAAAUCAAAGGUGGUUAGAAAAAAGAGAGUAACUAAAAAUCGCAAAAUAGGGAGCAUUUCAAGCAAGAUGUCCAAAAAGUAUAAUCGUCGCUCUGUUGAUGCACCAAUGGGUGUUGGUAUGUUGUCUGGCAAAAAGGGAAAGCUCCGAAAUUUUUGUAAAGGUUUAAAAGGAAAGAGUGAAGAUGAUAUAGAAUUGAACGGCACUUCCUCACUCUACACGGAGGAAGAAUGGAGCGAUGCUUUAACGCAAAUUAAGAAGCGGUUUUCAAAAACAAGUGAUGCACUUCAGAGAGAAAGUUUGGAUUCUCUGACACAAAAAUAUAAAGAAAGACAUCCAGAUUUGCAUUUUGAAAAUGCUUCGGUAUCUUCAAAGGGAAUUGUAAAUAAUAUCACUGGAACAUUUGAAUUCUCAAGUCAGAAAGAACCGAAAAGGCUAUGGCCAAAAUCAUCGGGCGCCCCGACCUCACUGAGCAGAGAGGAUAUUAAAAUGUUGUAUGAUUACGAUUCGGAUGGAAAUGGCAGAAGUUUUCUUUCUGAAAGCCAAAGCGACGAUGAUAAGGAAAUUUUUAGUAUAGACCAGGUGGUGAAUACGCAUGGUAACGAAUCUAAUGGUUUUGUUUCAACACUUUCACAAGUAAUGGAUGACGUAUCGAAGGCUGAUCAUGUUCAAAAACCCCAAGAAAUUGAUAAUGAUGAUUUAAUUACAAUCAGUGAUAGUUGCUCUGAAUUAGAUGCAACUCAAAUUAAUCUGGAAAACAUUGAAAGUUCACAAAAGGAUCAUGGGCAGGUGAAGGUUUGUGACGCAAAAAAUGACGAUGCCCAAAAUGAUAUUCCCAACAAUUCUAUUGGUAUAAUUGGCACACAGGAGCGUCCAUUACUAUUAUCAUCAUCACCUAAAGUUUCUGAGAAUGCGUCUGAAAAUGCUCAAAGUAAUUUUGUUGAAGACAGUUCAAAGAAAGAAUUAAUAUCUCACGCAAGACUAGUUAGGAGAAAAGUUUCUCCAAGCAAUUUUCCAAAUGUGACUUUGUUAAGAAGAUCGUCCACCGAAAUGUCUGCAACCCCGGAUAUCAAGAGAUUAAAAAGUAUAAAUCAGCUCCCUGAGAGUAUAGACACUGUUAGCGAAAUACCGAACUCUUUGUCCUCUGAAAAUAGUGAUGAUUUAAUAUGUGUUGGUUACAAUGAUUUGAAUGUUACUGAUACUCCCAUGUUUGAUGCUGCUGAAGAUAAAAUAAAUGGAGACAAUAGCGGCGUUAAUGCUCUUCCGAGUAGUUUCCAAAAUAGGGAAGAAGUUGAUGUUUCGACAAAUGUUAUUCAGGUUGUGUCCAGUCAAAAAGAGCCCAUUGUAGAUGAUAAUGAUGCCAGUGUAUCGUCAUCUAACGAAGAUAGUGAGCCGUCUACUGCCAUAUUUGCAAGUGCACGAGAACAAUUUGAAAAUGCGCAAGACAAGUUUACUCAGCAAGUUGCUCACGACUCACCUGAUCUCUUAGAAACAAAAGAUCUUAAAAAUGUGCUAGCUCCAACUGAAAUCCCAGAUUCUCAAUUUGAGACCCAAGAAAAGCAAAAUAUGGUAUUGUUUGAGAAGUUUACCACCAAACAACUACGAAACCAAAUUAGUGAAUGGGGCUUGAAACCUACGAGAUCUAGAAGCAGUAUGCUGUCGCUUAUACAAAUGACAUGCAACCUAAUGGACCAGACCAUUUUGAAAAAGGCAAUAGCUAAUUUUGAUCCAUCUAAAAGCGAAAUAUUGAAAUUUACUCAAGCAGAAAAAAUGCCUGAAAUUCAAUCUAUAAAGGAGAAGGAAAUAGUUAGGACAAAUGUAUUCAAUAAGAUACGUGAUUGCCUUGUGGAAGGCGAUGACAUGUAUCAGAAGAUUCUAAUGUACAAACCUUUAAAUAUCAACAAAGUUAUGAAAUACCUUCAUAGCUGCGGCCUAAGGGAUUUAGACACUGACGUUGUUUGUGAAUGCUUAGAUGAACUAGGAAUCUGCUUUUCCGAUGCAAACAACCGCAGAUUGCAAAAGAAAGCUAAGUCGAAAUGA